Raphanus sativus (radish) is the source of this 1553-nucleotide messenger RNA. Its product is annotated as probable FBD-associated F-box protein At1g32375. Gene Ontology annotation, molecular function: protein binding. The record is from RefSeq and is a predicted model, not a curated record. Lineage: Eukaryota; Viridiplantae; Streptophyta; Magnoliopsida; Brassicales; Brassicaceae. The coding region runs from base 115 to 1395 and encodes 426 amino acids. The transcript has 3 exons.
AUUUUUGAUAAUUUCACCUUGUGUCGUUGCGUUGUUGAUAAUCUGAUAUUUAGUUUCGUUUUUUUUAAAAUGUUUUUCAGGCGAUAGGUUCUGCCCGGAAGCUAGCUUUUAAUUAUGGACAGGAUAAGUCAGUUGCCCGAUGAACUUCUACUGAAUAUAUUGGCAAUGCUUCCUACCAUGAAAGAUGUUGUGGAAACUAUGCUUUUGUCAAAACGAUGGCAGUUUCUUUGGGUGAUGGUUCCAAGAAUCAAAUACAAUGAUAAACUUGAUAGCUAUAGUAAGCACAAGUAUGGAAGCUUUUCAUUGUUUGUAGACAAAUCUUUUUCUAAGCACGAGGCUCCCAUUAUAGAAACUUUGCUUUUUAAACUUGGUUAUGUCUCUGGGUACGGCAAUAUUCAAGGGUGGAUGAGAUCUGCUGAUAAACGUUGUGUGCGUGAGCUGAUUAUCCAGAUUGAUACUUUUACUUAUAGAGAUCCAGUCUCACUUCCUUGGAGCUUGUUUAGUGGGGGAUGUAGAAUGCUUGUGACCUUGAAACUAAUUAAUGCGGUUCUUGUGGAUGAUUUUGCCUCUCCAAUUUCUUUCCCAUCCCUCAAAACGUUGAGUCUUAAAUCCAUGAAGUAUCCGAGUGGUGAAUUUGUCAAGAAGCUUUUAUCUAACUGUCAUGUCCUUGAAGACUUGGUUGUGGAGCAAUGUAACAAUGACAAUGUUAACAUAUUUACUGUUAUUGUGCCUUGUCUAAAGAGUUUAGUCAUGAAGACAUUAACUCCCAUUGGAAAUGAGGCUGAAGGGUUUGUGAUAGAUGCUCCUUCUUUGGAAAAAUUCAACAUUCUUCAUUUGAGUGGGUUUUGUAUCUUUGAGAAUGAUAUGACUAAGGUUGUGGAUGCAAAUCUUGUCGUUGUUGAUUGGAAGUUAUGGAAGAAGUUGGGUUCUAUUGCUUCGUUCAAGCGCCUUUAUCUGUGCCUACCAUCCUCAAAGGAUGUGUAUCCUGCUCGUAGUGUCUUCACCAGUCUUGUACAUUUGAAGAUAUGCACAUGUGAGACAGAAUGGGUGAAUCUACUUAUGCGUGUGCUCGGAGAUUCUCCAAAUUUACGAGCUCUCAAACUUGACCAGUGCCAUCCCCUUCGAUCUUCCGAGCCACGCCCAUGCUGGAACCCGGCAUGGAAUGAACCGAGUUCAGUUCCUGAAUGUUUGUUAUCAAGUCUUGAAACUUUUGAAUGGGUAAAAUAUGAAGGAGCAGAAGAAGAGAAAGAAGUAGCAGCGUUUGUUUUUAGAAGCGCAAAGUGUUUAAAGAAGGCAACCUUUAAUAUCCACAGUAAAAACAGUGUCAAGAAAGGUGAGGUGAUCAAGUUGUUCUCGUCAAUUAGGUGUUCACCAUGUCAGCUUGAGUUUCGCUGAAGUUAUGAGUCAAGUAACAUCUUAGACAAAAAGUACAACUUGUGUUUUUAUUUGCUACAUUUGAUAGCUCGCUGAAUUUCAAACUGUUUGGUCCAAUUAUCUUCUGCGUUAAAUGAAUGGAUAGACUUUGACGGGCCUCGCCUUUCUCUUUCCCUUUC